UCAUAUUAUCUAGGGGACGAGCCUGUUGAGUGAUACUUCUAUCAAAGAGAUACCCAAAACACCAAAACAAAUGGAUCCUCUAUAUCUCCUUCUCUUGCUUCUUCUCAUGUUUGCUUCCACCACAAACGCCCAAUUCCCAGCGAGCUACUGUGGUUCGACCGGCAACUUCACCGCCAACAGCACCUACCAAACCACCCUCACCACCCUCCUCUCCUCCAUCUCGGCCAACAACUCCUUGUCCCUCUCCUACAGCUUCUUCAAUGCCUCUGCCGCUGUCUCCGGCGCCUCUCAAACCAUUUACGUCUUUGGCCUCUGCCGCGGUGACUUAACCACCGUGAGUUGCAGAGCCUGCCUCGAUUCCUUGUCCUCCGAUAUGCGCCGCCUCUGCCCCCUCCAGAAGGAGGCACUCCUCUACACCGGGAACUGCAUCAUCCGGUACUCGAACGCCUCAUUCUUUGGCGCAAUCGCAACAGAACCCACCUACGUGGCAAGAACCUCUGACAACGUCUCGAGCCCGGACACAUAUGACACAGCGAUGAGGAAGCUCCUGAACGGUCUAUGGGCCGAGGCGGCGGGUGGCGGCUCGCUAAGAAAGUAUGCGUCAGGCAACGAAUCAGCAGGGCCUGACGUGAUCUACGCGUUGGUGCAGUGCACACCGGACUUGACGGAGCAACAAUGUAGCAACUGCCUGGUGUUAGGCGUCCAGGAAAUCAGGGAUUGCUGUGACAGGUACACAGGAGGACGGUUCAUGGUGCCAAGUUGCAUGAUCCUUUACGAGACCAAUCAUCGGUUCUUCGAUCCAGUCAGUGAGCCACUUCCAUCGCCGUCGCCGCCACUGCCGCCACCACCAUCACAAGAGGCAGAUGUGCUGCCUCCACCACCAGUUGGAAAGAGCAAUUCGACAAGGACUGUGGUCAUUGCGGUCGUCGCAAGUGUUUCUGCACUACUUGUCAUCAGCCUUGUCGUGCUCCUGAAAUUGAAAAGGAAGAUGAAGCAGCCCAAACAAAGUGUUGAAGGCGAGUCUUUAUCCUUUUGCAUUGGAACAGCAACUGUUCAUGAGGUUAAAAAAGAUCAUGAAUAA
Syzygium oleosum is the source of this 1081-nucleotide messenger RNA. RefSeq names its product cysteine-rich receptor-like protein kinase 29. Lineage: Eukaryota; Viridiplantae; Streptophyta; Magnoliopsida; Myrtales; Myrtaceae. Bases 71 to 1081 code for a protein of 336 amino acids. The transcript is spliced from 2 exons. The record is from RefSeq and is a predicted model, not a curated record.